CAGUCAUAGUACAGGAGAUGACCAGAGCCUGCAGACACAGUACAGGAGAUGACUAGAGACUGCAAACAUAGUAGAGGAUAUGAACAGACACUGUGGACAUAGUACAGGAGAUGACCAGAGACUGCGGACACAGUACAGGAGAUGACCAGAGACUGCGGACACAGUACAGGAAAUCACCAGAGACUGCGGACACAGUACAGGAGAUGACCAGAGACUGUGGACAUAGUACAGGAGAUGACCAGAGACUGCGGACACAGUAGAGGAGAUGACCAGAGACUGCGGACACAGUACAGGAGAUGACCAGAAACUGCGGACACAGUACAGGAGAUGACCAGAGACUGCGGACA
Molecule: messenger RNA, 347 nt
Organism: Staurois parvus
Lineage: Eukaryota; Metazoa; Chordata; Amphibia; Anura; Ranidae
Source: the annotation of a GenBank genome assembly